AUGUUGAAAGAGCAAGCUCAGCGCGCUAUGGAAAGGGCUAUGCUCGGCGUUUCUCUGAAGGAUCGCAUCAGAAAUGAGAGAGAGCUGAAUGCCGUAGACUUCAAAGUGUCCGCGGAUAUGAAGUUUGUGCUGCUCAUAUCUGAUGUGAGACCGGGCUGGAGGCACGCACGCCUCGCGAGGUACCACGUGUAUGACAUCAUCAACAGGAACAAAAUCCCCAUAUCACCGGUGGAGGACGACCGGUCGGCGCCGCUGCUACAGUACGCCGAGUGGUCGCCCACCGGCUCCAGCCUGGUGUUCGUGCACGACAACGACAUAUACUACAAGCCCAGGGUGCUGAAGACCCUCGUCUGUAGGAUCACAAACACAGGAAUCCCAGGUGUAAUCUUCAAUGGGGUACCCGACUUUCUGUAUGAAACCGAAGUCCUCCGGCUGGACAGAGCCCUAUGGUUCAGUCCAGAUGGACAGACGCUCAUGUACGUCACCUACAACGACAGCCAGGUUCAACAGCACAAAUACCCCUGGUACGGGCUGGACCAGCCAGAACCACCUGCGUAUCCGUCCAUACGCAGCCUGAGGUAUCCCAAGGUGAACACGAACAAUCCAGUCGUGACAGUGUACGUGGUUAGCCUGAAGACGCCUAAGUUUUUGUUCCCGCACGCGAUACAGUUCACUUCGCAGGUGGACAAAUCAUGGUACGUCCGGUGGAGCGGAUGGAUGUCGGAGCGGCAGAUAGCGGUGCUGCUGCUCAACCGGCCCCAGAACUACUCCAUCAUUAGCGUCUGCAGCGCCGUGCACUACAACUGCCAGGAUAUCUACCGCGAUGAAACAGACGGCACGCGUUGGUCCGGACUAGGGGCCGAGCCUGAGGACGAAGACUGCGGCUGGUGUGGCGGCGCCGCGCUACUGGCUAGCAGGGAGGGCGUGUUCACAUCGCUACCUAGCGUGGAGGCGGGCGGGGCGGGCACGUGGCGGCACGCGGCGCGCCUCACCGCGGACUCGCGCGCCACACUCACGCACGGCGCCUACGAGGUCACCGCGCUGCUCGCGUGGGACGCGCGCCGCACGCUGCUUUACGUGAUGGGCACGGCGCCGGACCGCGCGGGCGAGCGGCACCUGUACCGCGUGCGCGUGCCCGCCGACCCCGCCGCCUGGCCGCCGCCCGCCGCCUGCCUCACCUGCCCCGCCGGCGCCACCGACUCCGGCGACGCACCACCUCUACAAGAAACCGCAGACCCCACAGAGUUCGAGAACUCAACAUCCUCGCUGCCUUGGUGGCCGACGUCGACGGUGUUGCCCCACGUAUCCGACGAGAAUGACUCACUGCCCACCGAGUGCCUCUUUAACAGGAUUAUGUUCAGCAAGAACUACUCGUACUACGUGCAGGAGUGCCUCGGGCCAGGCGUGCCCGCCGCAUGGGUAGUGUCAGCAGUAGGCGCGGGGUCGGGGGCGGGGAGGGGCGCGGGGGCGCGGCGCGCGGUGCUGGCGGACGGGGCGGCGGCGCGCAGCCAUUUCGCAGGACUCGCUACUCCGCAGUUUAAAGUCUUCCGAGUUGAGGUACAAACCAAUAGAGAGGCGCGGGUGAGGCUUCUUCUGCCGCCUGGAUUCAGAGAAACAGACGACCUUCCUCUGCCUUUAGUCUUACAAAUCGGGGCGUCGCCGGGCGGGCAGCUGGUGACGGAGCGCUGGCGGCCCGGCUGGGGCUGGUACUUAGCUGCGGCGCGCAACUUCAUCGUCGCGGAGAUCGACGCUAGGGGCUCUGGAGGACAGGGAGAAGAGAUGAGAACAGAAAUAUAUAAUAAGCUUUUGACGGUAGACGUAGAAGAUCAAAUUGCAGUAUUAUCGUAA
This is a messenger RNA of Chilo suppressalis (striped riceborer), 1848 nucleotides long. Lineage: Eukaryota; Metazoa; Arthropoda; Insecta; Lepidoptera; Crambidae. The record is from the annotation of a GenBank genome assembly.